AUGAGACAGCCAUGGCCAACCCCCAGAGUCUGGAGACUCUCACACAUCCUCCCUAAAAUAACACACUCUCGCAGUUUCUCCAUAUCACCAGCGCAACAAUAUCGACCUCUCGAAACCCUCGAAAAUGCCACUCUCGAAACCUUCCAGCAGAAAUGCUUCCACCCAGAAAGGCCCGCGAUCCUCCCACGCGCCGAAUUCCAAGAACUCCCAGCAUUGAAACACUGGUUCAGAUCUAGUCAGCAUGAACCAGAUACAAAAGAAAAUGUCCACAUCGCCAGCUUGAACGUGGGAUAUCUCCAAAAGCACGGCGCGGACGCGUUUGUCCCACUCGAACUCACCGAAUCGCUCGACUCAAAUCCCCAAAGCGACGCGCCAGGAGCACAGACAACUAGCUUCCGACAAUUCCACGCUCCACUCACCCUCUUUCUGGACUGGAUGCGCAUGGCAGAAUCAACCCCGCAAUUAACGCGCCUGUACCUAGCCCAAUGUCAACUCCUCGAUCUCCCACCAAUCCUCAGAGCCGACUUUCCCACGCCGGAUCUGGUGUCGCGCGCCGGGAAGGGUGAUGUCUAUGAUACGAACGUGUGGAUUGGACAUCCGCCCACUUAUACCCCGCUGCAUCGAGAUCCGAAUCCUAAUUUGUUUGUCCAGUUGGCCGGACAGAAAGUCGUGAGGCUACUCGCACCGGCCGAUGGACAGGUUGUUUUUGGGGGCUGUGAGGAGAUGAUGCAAGGGAGGGAAAGGGUUUUGCUUGAUGAGACGGUUUGGGGAAGUCCUGUUUCUGCUGGCGGAGAUUGGAAUGGAGUUGGGUUUGAGGCGAGACUUGGGGUUGGGGAUGGGUUGUUUAUUCCCAAGGGGUGGUGGCAUAGUAUUAAGGGUGUUGGGGAGGGUGUGACGGCUUCGGUCAAUUGGUGGUUCCGGUAG
Messenger RNA from Penicillium antarcticum, 924 nucleotides. RefSeq names its product putative JmjC domain protein. The record is from RefSeq and is a predicted model, not a curated record. The coding region runs from base 1 to 924 and encodes 307 amino acids. Gene Ontology annotation, molecular function: 2-oxoglutarate-dependent dioxygenase activity. The transcript has 3 exons. Lineage: Eukaryota; Fungi; Ascomycota; Eurotiomycetes; Eurotiales; Aspergillaceae.